Molecule: messenger RNA, 384 nt
Organism: Naegleria lovaniensis
Lineage: Eukaryota; Heterolobosea; Eutetramitea; Acrasida; Naegleriidae
Exons: 2
Coding region: 1-384 (127 amino acids)
Source: RefSeq, a predicted model, not a curated record
AUGGCCAGACGUUUUCUCGUCCCUCUCUUUCUUGGAACUGGUAGCGUUCUCUUUGGCUCCCACAUUUUUGCAGGAAGCCCAAAGUCAGAAAUAACAUCUGCAGUUUCUGAUUCAUCAAUAUUCAAGACAUUGCAGAAUUCUUACAAGGAUAUUUUAUCUCAACUUGAUGAAAUGAAAAAGAGCGGAAACACAUUGGACAAUCAAUCUCAAGUUGUAGAGUCUGUCUGCUCCAAGCAAUUAAACCCUUCAGUUUGCAAGUCUCUCAUGAACGGAAAUUACGACAAAUUCAAGGCUGGAACAUUCUCCAAUGAAGAUUUACAAAAGUUUGUUGCUCAAGAAAUCGCAAAGCAAAGAAAGAAUAGUGGUGGUGCCGGUCAUCAUUAA